Molecule: messenger RNA, 888 nt
Organism: Cyclocybe aegerita
Lineage: Eukaryota; Fungi; Basidiomycota; Agaricomycetes; Agaricales; Hemipholiotaceae
Source: the annotation of a GenBank genome assembly
AUGCUCUUCUCCAUGCAUGCAGCAUUCAUCACAGCGCUUUUCUCUUCUCCUGCUCUGGCGAUGAACCACUUUGCUGGACUCACUGCGUCUAAUAGCAUUGGUGGAACAGGCACAUAUGCCUGCCGUACGCAAGCGCAGUGGAACCAGCUUGCCAACGACGCUAAAAGCGAGGGCUUCGGUGCUAUUCGUAUUAUGGGCUUUGACUGCAACGCCUUAGACAUGGCGUCCUCUGCCGCUGCUGCUGCCGGUAUUCAGGUGCUAGCUGGCAUCUAUGUCUCUGGAACGAUUGCUUCGGGCAUGACGCAAAUCAAUAACGACGUCCAAACAUUCCGUGCAGCGUACGCCAAGUACGGGCCCGGAAGGUACUUGGGCUUGACAAUAGGAAACGAAGUCAAUGAUUCAGCUGCCAAUAUCAUGGCCAAAGUCUAUGAUGUUCGAGGUUACCUCGGGUCCAUCGGUGUAACAACCCCCGUCUCCACUGUCCACACCUGGGUCGACAUCCGCGCCAAUGCGGCUCUUUGCGGGGCCGACUUCGUAGGGGCCAAUGCCCACGUGUUCUUCGACGGCGGACGAACCUCUGGUCAAGCAGGUGACUUCAUCUUCAAGAUCGUCGUUCCGGCCCUCAAAGCCGCCUGUCCUGGCAAGAAGAUCAUUAUUACAGAGUCUGGGUGGCCCUCUCGGGGCAGGAACAAUGGCGUCGCUGUGCCCUCCGUUGCGGAUGAACGAAGUGCUAUCCUCAGCCUCAAUUGUGCAAGCCGCAAUGACACCAGCGUCUCGAUCUUCGCGUUCGAGUACGACGACCAAAUGUGGAAGGGCAAUGACAAUGAACGAAGCUUUGGUAUAUUUGGCAAGAUCCAACUAGAUGGAGACGCCUUCAGUCCAUGCUAA